AUGGACACCAGCUCUGAAGAAGCCGCUCAAGUGAUUGCCCUAUUGCAGUCGGGGAUGCGGCAGUGUGACGUUGCUCGACAGUUGAACCUGUCCCGUUUUUCAGUUCGACGGGUGUUCCAACGUUUUCAGCAGACUGGUGGUUAUGUUAGAAAACCGGGAUCUGGAAGAAAACGGUGCACAUCAGAAAGAGAUGACCGUUUCAUCGUUACGACAUCUUUACGAAACCGUUUUACAAAUGCUGUUGAGUUGCAACAACAGCUUCGAUCAACUCGGAGAACAUCUGUGAGUGUUUCUACGAUAAGAAGAAGGUUACACGAAAAGAGUUUAACAGCCCAUAGACCUGCUAAAGGUCCAAAACUUACUGCACAGCAUCGUAGAGAUCGCCUAGAUUUUGCUCGCAAUCAUUGCGAGUGGACUCUAGAACAGUGGCGGACCGUACUCUUCUCUGAUGAGACGAGGGUCUGUCUCUUCUGCAAUGACAGACGUAGAAGGGUCUACAGAAGACAGGGGGAGAGGUUCACACAACCCUGCUUCGAAGAAUCCGUUGAAUACGGGAGUGGCUCGUGUAUGUUUUGGGGCGGCAUUUCCGUCGACGGGAAAACGGAACUUGUGUGCGUUUCCCGGACUCGGGGUGGCCGUGGGCAAGGUUCAUUAAAUGCUGGUCGGUACAUUACUGAAACCUGGAGGAACAUGUGGUCCCGUAUGCUGGUUAUGUCGGUGAUGGAUUCAUGUUAA
This is a messenger RNA of Parnassius mnemosyne (clouded apollo), 735 nucleotides long. NCBI's taxonomy places the organism in Eukaryota, Metazoa, Arthropoda, Insecta, Lepidoptera, Papilionidae. The record is from the annotation of a GenBank genome assembly.